Molecule: messenger RNA, 234 nt
Organism: Plasmopara halstedii
Lineage: Eukaryota; Oomycota; Peronosporomycetes; Peronosporales; Peronosporaceae
Exons: 2
Coding region: 1-234 (77 amino acids)
Source: RefSeq, a predicted model, not a curated record
AUGUACUUCCGCAUUUGGCAUUUAUCUGAGGGUCAUCGGCCGGGAGAGAAAAGCAGGUCUGAUGAGGACGGCCUGAUCAACGAUGAGAUAUCUUUUGUAUCCGAAAAAGUGAAUGGACGCUGGCCGGCCCAAGUGACAAUGCAACCAACUUGUCGUGAACUUUGUACUGAAAAAGCUGCGACUCAGCAAUCGUUAUACUCUAGUUUUUAUGAUCGCGGCUGUCACCCGCUCUAA